Strongylus vulgaris is the source of this 216-nucleotide messenger RNA. The record is from the annotation of a GenBank genome assembly. NCBI's taxonomy places the organism in Eukaryota, Metazoa, Nematoda, Chromadorea, Rhabditida, Strongylidae.
AAAAAACGCAGAGAGCAGCAAGAGGAGCAAAAGCGCUUGAAAGAGGGUUUAGAGCGAGGCGAAUUCCGGCCAGUCGAUCCGAAUGAGACCAUUAACGAAGUCGCAAGCAACUGGGGUGCAGCUAUGGCAAUGGCAGCAGCGCGUGGUGAAGGAGAUAAAUACUUUGCUACACCUGGUGCUAAACCCAAGUGAGCGCCUCUUUACAUUUAUGUAAUC